Molecule: messenger RNA, 1793 nt
Organism: Passer montanus (Eurasian tree sparrow)
Lineage: Eukaryota; Metazoa; Chordata; Aves; Passeriformes; Passeridae
Gene: GPR142
Product: G protein-coupled receptor 142
Exons: 2
Coding region: 146-1294 (382 amino acids)
Biological process (GO): G protein-coupled receptor signaling pathway
Cellular component (GO): membrane
Molecular function (GO): G protein-coupled receptor activity
Source: RefSeq, a predicted model, not a curated record
GGGGCUGAGGGAUAAAGAAGGAGCAGCUCCGGCAGCGGGGGCUCUGCUGGGACGUGGCGCAGGGGGCUUGGGGUGCAUCGUCUCCCAUGGGUGCAGCAGCCCCGGGUCUGCCCGCGGUGGCACAUUUGGGAGCUGCGCUCUAUCCAUGGAUGCUACAGGACAAGGGAGCUGGGAUCCAGCCACAGCGGGGACAGCCAGGCGACGGCCCCUGUCCCCAGGCCCCCUGUGCCAUGUCACGGCUGGCCUCCCCCCGGGUGCCAUCAGGACUCUGAUGCCCGCGGUGCUCCCGUGUCUCCUCACAGCCGCUCCGUGGUGGAAGAUGGCGCUGCCAGUGCCCAACAGCACGGCGGUGUCAUGGGCAGAGCUGGAGCGGUCGCCCUGCCUGGUCGGCAUCGUGCCCAUCGUGUACUACAGCGUCCUGCUGGGGCUGGGGCUGCCAGUGAACAUCCUGACUGCCGUGGCCCUGUCCCGCCUGGCCACCAGGACCAAGAAGUCAUCGUACUGGUACCUGCUGGCCCUGACCACCUCCGACAUCCUCACCCAGGUCUUCAUCAUCUUCGUGGGCUUCAUCCUGCAGACGGCCAUCCUGGCACGGGCAGUGCCCAGCGCCUUCAUCCACACCGUCACCGUGCUGGAGUUCACGGCCAACCACGCGUCCACCUGGGUCACCGUGCUGCUGACCGUGGACCGCUACGUGGCCCUGUGCCACCCGCUGCGCUACCGCGCCGUGUCCUACCCGCGGCGCACCCGCAAGAUCAUCGCGGCCGUCUUCGCCGCGGCGCUGGCCACCGGCAUCCCCUUCUACUGGUGGCUGGACAUGUGGCGCGACGCCGACCCCCCCACGGCGCUGGACACGGCGCUCAAGUGGCUGCACUGCGUCACCAUCUACUUCCUGCCCUGCAGCGUCUUCCUGGCCACCAACUCCGCCAUCAUCCGCAAGCUGAAGCGGCGCAGGCGCUCCGGGGGCGGCAAGACCACGGCCCUGCUGCUGGCCGUCACCGCCGUCUUCGUGGUGCUCUGGGCUCCCCGCACCGUCGUCACCAUGUGCCACCUCUACGUGGCCUCGGUCAGGAGGGACUGGCGCGUGCACCUGGCCUUGGACAUCGCCAACAUGGUGGCCAUGCUCAACACCUCCCUCAACUUCUUCCUCUACUGCUUCGUCAGCCAGACCUUCCGCCGCACGGUGGGCGAGGUGCUGCGGGGCCAGCCCCGGGCAGCCCCUCGCCGUGGCAGCGGGCACUUCCCUGCCCCGGCCCUCAAACCGCUGAAGCUGCUGGGCAGCACCGCGCUCUGAGCCGGGGCAGUGCCCGGCUGGCAGCGCUGUGCCCACCCAGCCCCACGCUUUGCACCAGGACCAGGGAGAGACCCCCACCCUGCACGGAGCCGGGGGUGCUGCUGGUGUGGGUGGCAGGAGGAGAUGGUUGUGCCCAGACACUCAUUUGGGGAUGUCGUGGUGCCUGCCUGGCAGCAGCACCCCAGGGUGGGCAGCUCAGCCCUGCCCAUGCUCAGCCCUUGGCACAACACUGGAACUCACCCAGAGAAUUUACCCAGGGAACUCAUCCUGGACACGUCCCAGCCCAGUGGCACCGAGGGUUCUGAGGAGCCCAGGGGCUGCCCGUGGUGAGGGGUGGAGGACACAAAUGAGCUCCUGCGAGCCCUGACAAGGAUGUGGUGCCCUCUGGGUGCCACUCCAUAAACUGCCGUGCUGAGACCGAACUCCGCCUGGGUCCGGCUCCCUGCGGGCAGCUGGGACGGGGGCUCCGUGCUCCAGCCUCUGUGGCACAGGGUCCCUC